Molecule: messenger RNA, 888 nt
Organism: Neopelma chrysocephalum (saffron-crested tyrant-manakin)
Lineage: Eukaryota; Metazoa; Chordata; Aves; Passeriformes; Pipridae
Gene: RAMP2
Product: receptor activity modifying protein 2
Exons: 5
Coding region: 210-740 (176 amino acids)
Biological process (GO): calcium ion transport; G protein-coupled receptor signaling pathway; intracellular protein transport
Cellular component (GO): signaling receptor complex; cell surface; membrane
Molecular function (GO): coreceptor activity
Source: RefSeq, a predicted model, not a curated record
GAGACGAGGGAUUUCACAACCCAGCCCAGACAGGAUUAAAGAGAAAUACACAAGUAAACAAAUCGCAGCCUCGUAAGGCUGGACGUGCUGUGCGGGGAGCAGAGCCUCCGGGCCAGUGGUCAAACUGCCCCUGUCAGAGGAAAGGAGUUGCUUCCUGUUAUUUCCAUUGAAAUCCUUGUCCCGGUCGUUAGCCGGCAGGCUUUGGCAGGAUGGCACCGCGCGCGCACACAAGCUCCGGCCACCUCUCCCAAGGGCUCCUGCUGCUCUGGGUGCUCCUGGGGACUGGGCUCUGCCACACGGACGCCGAGACAAAGGGCUUUGGCCAGGAUGCCGGGACAAGCUCACCCAUGGCCAUGUCCAACGGGACAGCCCAGCCCAUGGAGGGAAAUUACUCCGACAUCACACAGAAGUGCUGGGAUUACUUCGUCUACCUGAUGAGGAAUGUGACAGCAUCGGAGUUGUGCGAGUGGAAAGUCAUCAGGAGGCCCUACAACGACCUGCAGUUGUGCCUGGAGCUCUGGGCCGACCGCCUGAACUACAGCUACCCCAACGCACUGGCGGAGCAGUACAUCUUUCAGAGCCACUACCGCUACUUCCACAACUGCACCCUGGAGUCCCCGGUGUACGUCGACCCGCCCGAGGACGUGCUGCUGGCCAUGAUCAUCGCCCCCAUCUGCCUCAUCCCCUUCCUCGUCACCCUGGUCAUCUGGCGCAGCAAGGACGGCAAGGCACAGGCCUAGCGCUGCCACCCCGUCCCGCGGCAGGGCACGGACCCCCGGCCACCCGAGCCGUCCCGUGGGCUCCCGGGGCCACCGCCCCGCGCUGCUGGGGCGGCCGGUUCCUGCCUUCCCCCGCGCCGCGGCCCGGGAUUAAACGCUUCUCCCCCCA